CCCUCUCAAUUAUUUCACGAUCACUACUUCCCAAUAGCUAAUUCUCAGCUCAGGAAAAAGAAAAGAAAAUGAGAGGGAAAGAUUCAGGACUGAGGGAGAAAUCAGUAAACUCACACAAGGAUGCCAAAAAAAAUCAUCGGAGAGAUUAGAUUCAUUUUCUCCAAGAACAAGUAACGGCGCAAAACAUUCAACAAGAGAUGAAGAGAACAACGUCACCUUCACUCUGCUCUCCCAUCACACUUUCUUCUUCUCUUCGAACUCUCCGUUCCACCGAAACCCUCAGAUCUCAGAGCCGGAGCCAGCGACGAUGACUUCUCUCCAUCCCACACAAUGACCCUAUCCCGACGUCAAGGCCCCGACUCCGAAGAAGACCCAAAGCGAACCACUACCUACGGUGGCGGAGGAGGUGUCACCGCUAUGCGGGUCAUUGUGCCCUUACAAGGGGUUGUUCAAGGCAGGGGUGGGCUUGUUCUAGGCUCCGUCAUCCCUUGUGCCCUCUUCUACUUCCUGCAAUUCUACCUCAAGCGCAACCGCUCUGCUCCCAAAAACCCGCCCCCGCCGUCGCCCCCGCCGCCGCCGCCGGGCCAGCUCCCGGACGUUUUUGGAUUGUCCCGAACACUCUCGCGGUCUCUUCUGUCGCCGAGAGGGUCCAGCGGACCUGCUCCUGUGUCUGCUAGGGCUAGUUCUAUUGCCAAGUCUGGUGAUUCGCCUUACGACGUUGGGCUGAAGAAGGCUUCGGAGGAUCCUUACGAUGAGUUGAGCAAUCCGGAUGGCGUUAUUCAGCUCGGAUUGGCUGAAAACAGACUGUCGUUGGAUAUGGUUCGAGAUUGGCUUGCGGAGAAUGCAAAGGACCCCAUUAAUGGCAGAGCUUUGGGUAUAGGUGGGAUUGCUACUUAUCAACCAUUUGAUGGAUUGAUGGAGCUGAAAGUGGCUGUGGCAGAUUUCAUGUCUCGAGUUACAGAAGGAACAUUUUCAUUCAACCCAUCACAGCUGGUUUUAACAGCUGGUGUAGCACCUGCUGUUGAGAUCCUCAGCUUCUGCCUUGCGGACCCAGGAAAUGCAUUUCUUGUUCCCUCCCCAUAUUGUCCUGGUUUUGAUAGGGAUGUGAAGUGGCGAACUGGAGUGGAGAUAAUACCUGUUCCCUGUCGAAGUGCCGACAACUUCAAUUUAAGUAUAAGUGCCCUCGACCGGGCAUUCAACCAAGCUAAGAAACGUGGUCCAAGAGUUCGUGGGAUCAUAAUUUCAAAUCCCUCUAAUCCAGCUGGCAAUCUGCUUAAUCGAGAAACACUUUACAGCCUCGUGGACUUUGCUAGAGAGAAAAAUAUACAUAUUAUCUCGAAUGAAAUUUUUGCAAGCUCUACUCAUGGAAGCGAAGAGUUUGUGAGCAUGGCAGAAAUAAUCGAUUUGGAGGAGUUUGACCGGGACAGAGUUCACAUAGUCUAUGGUCUAUCAGAGGAUCUCCCUCUUCCGGGUCUAAGGGCUGGGGUCAUUUAUUCUUCAAAUCGGAAUGUUGUGGCUGUUGCCCAAAAAUUGACAAGGUUCUCAUCCAUUCCAGCCCCAACUCAAUGUUUGCUCAUUUCAAUGCUUUCAGACGUGAAGUUUGUUCGUGAGUUGAUCAAGACCAACACAGAGAGGCUUCAAAGAAUGCAUGCAGAGUUUGUGGCUGGAUUGAAGCAGUUGGGCAUCAAGUGUACAAAGACCAGUGGCAGUUUCUACUGUUGGGCUGACAUGAGUGGACUAAUCCGCCCUUACAGUGAGAGAGGAGAGGUCGAGCUUUGGGACAAAUUGUUGAAAAUAGGUAAGAUCAAUGUAACUCCAGGAUCUUCUUGUCAGUGUAUUGAACCGGGAUGGUUCCGGUAUUGUUUUGCUACGUUGACUGAAAAGGAUAUUCCUGUAGUCAUGGAACGAAUUAGAAAAGUUUCCGAAACCUGUAAAUCUCACAGUUGAAAUGUUAUGGGUUUGUUUAUUUCAAGCUACAGAAUCAAAUCACCUACAGAAUAUUUUUGCUCUUUAAA
Molecule: messenger RNA, 2015 nt
Organism: Malania oleifera
Lineage: Eukaryota; Viridiplantae; Streptophyta; Magnoliopsida; Santalales; Ximeniaceae
Product: probable aminotransferase ACS10
Exons: 4
Coding region: 331-1947 (538 amino acids)
Biological process (GO): amino acid metabolic process; biosynthetic process
Molecular function (GO): L-aspartate:2-oxoglutarate transaminase activity; pyridoxal phosphate binding; aromatic-amino-acid:2-oxoglutarate transaminase activity
Source: RefSeq, a predicted model, not a curated record